Messenger RNA from Notolabrus celidotus (New Zealand spotty), 3945 nucleotides. It is a transcript of the gene arsg, whose product is annotated as arylsulfatase G. The transcript has 12 exons. The record is from RefSeq and is a predicted model, not a curated record. Gene Ontology annotation, molecular function: arylsulfatase activity. NCBI's taxonomy places the organism in Eukaryota, Metazoa, Chordata, Actinopteri, Labriformes, Labridae. The coding region runs from base 2041 to 3648 and encodes 535 amino acids.
CGGACUGUUUGGUACGUUAGAUAUGUAAGGCACAAUUUCUUCAACAUAUUGUGACCUAUAACUUCUCAUGGUUUCUCUCAAUGCAUAUUAGAAACACUUAAUGUUGGUCUUUCUUUUAAGGGAAUUAAUGCCAUACUACUACUUUCCAGUAGUAGUGUUUAAAUACAUUUUGACCCUUAUACUGUGUGAUAUGCUCAAGCAAAGCUUAUAACCUUCGGGUCAUCUUUUGUGGCCCCUUCUUGUUGGUGGAUCGAGAUCUUGUCUACUUCAGUGCAAUCCUCUAAACUGUCAGGUCUUCUGUCUGAUGUUUGUGCUGCAUCCUGCUCCUCCGAUUCCUUGUUUCCUUCAUGUUUGUCUUCAGGGCAUUUUGAGUACCUUCUACAUAGUAAUCCUUUCUUAGCAGGUUUUACCAAACCCAGAAACAGGGCGCCGAUUCCCAUGCCAGCUGCACAGGAGUAGAAGGCUGAUCCAUAGUUCUGAGUCAUGUCCACCAGCAUACCUGGGGGACACAGGAAGAUUAUUAAAACACUGUAAGUCAGGCUUAGAAAAUAAGACUGAUGAUGUCUCAGUGACAUCAUUAGGGUUCUUUCAUACUGGGGAUGGCAAAUGGUUCAUAGAAAGCCCAUACUAUGGGCCAAAUAGUUGGACUAUCUGCAUCUGCCUCACCAAAUUUGACCAUCUUCAAGAUUUAAUAUCUGACUUUUAUUACAUGAAUAAGACUUUUAUCCUCACUAGACCUCAAAUGUCUCAGUUUGUGAUUCUCUCUUCCUGUCUUGCUCUUAAUCUUUUUGUUUGGAUUAUAUUCUAAAUUCAAUUUUACCUAUGUACAAUCAAUGAAAUGCUAAAUCUAAAUCAAACAUCACCCCUAUAUUUCAGAUAAUGAAUUUGGUAUUUAACCAUGGCUAGUACUUAUAGUAAACUUGAAUACAGAUAAUCUCACCUCCGAGAGGGGGUCCAGCCAGCCCAGCAAAGCUUUGAAUGAAUACAUAAACACCAGCAGCCGAAGACAUCCUCUCUAUGCCCACCACAUCAUCCUCAGCCAGCAUGGGGAUGUGUGUGCUUGUUAGAGUUCCCAAAAAGAACCCAUAAAUUGCACAGCACACAGCCAGGCCAUAGUACUCUUUAACCAAGGUAAAUCCAACCAGAUCAGCAGUCAAUAAAAUGACACACACCAGAAGUACAUAUAGCUUAUGCGCCCUGAGACGCUCCCGUGUCAGGAUCCAUCCGAUGCUUAAUCGGCCAAAGAUUUCAGCCACGGCCAUGGUAGAGAGCAUGUAGGUGGCACGGUCCCGCUCCACGCCUCGAGUCACACUCAGCUCAAUGAUGUAGAGUUGAGGGGCAAAGAAGCCAAGCGUGACAAACAGUCCAAACAGAGAAUAGAAAAUAAAGCUGCACUCUCUGAGGACUGAAAAAUCCAGAAGUUUUGUCUUCUUUAAAGAUACCUUUUGAUCACCCGGUUUCUUUUCAUCAUUUACCAACUGUUUCUCUGCAUCAUGGCAGUUGUUUUCCACUGAUGCGUCUUCUUUGGCCAGUAAACUCUUCUCCUCUGGACUGCUGUGUUCUGCAUCCUUUAGAGGCUGGACACUAGAGUCCCCGGUGCUCACAGAGCCUCUGAUGAGGUCAUUGUCCUGACUUUUGGAGGUAGUUUGUUCAUGUGAGGUAUUGUUCUCUGGGUUUGUGCCCUCUACAUUCUCCUGAGUACUGAGGGCUUCCAGUUCCUUUUGGGAUGAUGUGUCGGUCUCUGCUUUAAGGUCCUCUCUGGGUUUGAUAACAAUUGGCCGGAGAAGAGCACCAAAGAUGAUGAUGGUUCCCUGAAGGCCUCCCAUCACUACCAUGGUUUUUCGCCAGCCAACAUGGUCCCUCAGUGCUGAAAAGGCUGAAGGACAAGAGGAGGUUUUUGGAGGGGGUGUUCUCAUUAAGAGUACGGACCAUCUGUCCGUCCUCGUGCGGCUGACGCAACGCACCCGGUCAGGCAGUGGCUCGUGAACAUUGGACAAUGUGACUUUAAUGACUGCAACACACACUCUAUUUUGACCCAGAAUGGUGGAAGCUUUCACCUGGCUCCUUCUGUCUGGGAUGCUGAUGUGUGGUCUACUGCUCCACACCCUGCACAAGCAAGAAGGAAAUGUUGAUCAAACCAGUAAAAAGCCAAAUUUCAUCAUUAUACUGGCAGAUGAUAUAGGCUGGCAUGACCUGGAUGCUAACCAGCCUGAAAGGAAAGCAAAUCACACACCUUACCUGAACCUGAUGGCUGAGCAGGGACUCAGAUUGACAGAUUUCCAUUCUCCUGCCUCGACCUGCUCUCCGUCCCGUGCUGCCAUCCUGACAGGCCGCUACGGCCUCAGAAAUGGGGUGACUCAUAACUUUGCUGUGGGCUCAGUGGCUGGCAUGCCGCUGUCUGAAGUCACCUUCCCCCAGCUGCUGCAGAAGGCAGGAUAUUUUACUGCCAUGAUUGGGAAAUGGCAUCUAGGUCACAAUGGACUAUACAGUCCAACUAACAGAGGUUUCGACUACUACUUAGGUGUCCCCUACAGUAAUGACAUGGGCUGCACUGACAAUCCAGGAUAUGAUCUGCCUCAGUGCCCCCCCUGUGACUCAUCUAGACCGGAAGUUAUCAGAUUACAGAGAAGUGUACAUGGAGGCUGCUACUCCAAAGUGGGCCUCCCUUUGAUUGAAAACAGCAGUAUUGUGGAGCAGCCGCUUGACCUGUGGACACUAACAGAACAAUACAAAUCUGCUGCAACCAGGAUUAUACACAAUGCAAGGGAGCGAGGCCAGCCCUAUCUCCUGUACUUAGCCUUAGCUCACAUGCACGUUCCCCUAGCCCCUCCACUCUCUCCGUACGCCUCCUCCACCAGCAGCAGGGUGUAUCGUGCCAGCCUGCGAGAGAUGGACAGCCUGGUGGGGGCUGUAAAGAGCGCUUCUGAUGAAUCUGAUAAAGACAAUACUCUCAUCUGGUUCACUGGUGACAAUGGUCCUUGGGAGCAGAAGUGCCAAUAUGCAGGAAGUGUUGGACCUUUCAUGGGGAAGUGGCAGACCAGCAGAGGUGGAGGCUCAGCGAAGCGCACCACCUGGGAGGGAGGUCACAGAGUGCCAACAGUCGCUUAUUGGCCUGGGAGGAUCCCUGCAAACACCACCAGCGCCUCCCUGCUCAGUGGUAUGGACAUAUUUCCAACUCUUCUGUCACUGGCAGGAGCAACUCCCCCUUCAGAUAGAUGCUAUGAUGGCAUUGACGCUACAAAUAUUCUCCUGCAUGGUGAUCAGGGGGGUCAUGAGUUUCUCCUCCAUCCUAACAGUGGCACUGCUGGGAGAUUUGGUGACCUGCAGACAGUUCGGAUGGGGAAAUAUAAAGCUUUCUACAUCACAGGUGCAGCUGAGGCGUGUGGCGGUGCGACAGGAAGGCAGCAGCUCCAUGACCCGCCAUUGAUAUUCGAUCUGGAGCGUGACGAGGCUGAGGAAACACCUCUAGACGUCCAGACACCCAAUUACCAAGCAGCAGCAAAGAGGAUCGCUCGCAGGAGGGAGGAGUUACUGUGGGACAUUGCGACUGAUAAGUCAGUGUCCACAGCAGAUUACAGCACGGACAAUUCAGCAGUGCCCUGCUGCAACCCCAGACAGACAGUUUGCCGCUGCCACACACUGGGCUGAGGGUGGGGAAUCACACACGCACACACUAACACAACAAGAGUGGAGCACUGAUGUAAGCAAACAGAUGUGGAGACAGAUGUCUCCUCUUGACAUGCUCAGCUGUUUGUGGAACGUCCUGUUUGGGAGGUUCAAUGUCCAGAUGCAGCGGGAGACAUGCAAACAAGAAAGGAGGGCUAGUCGGUCCAAAGGGACGAACUUUGACUUUGUUUGAUCAAUAACCAGGACGAAUAAGACAAGUUACAUUACAUGAUCAAUCUAAGAGUAAUUCAACAAAUAAAAAAUGUGAGGUUCCUUAAA